AUGAAUAGGGAUCCUGUGCCUUCGUCUUUUGACGAGAACCCUCAAUUUACAGAAGAGACCGGCGUGCAAAAAUUCACACGACGUCUCAAGGAAGAGCCGCUCGUUCCACUUGGAUGCGCCGCAACAUGCUAUGCCCUCUACCGCGCCUACCGGUCGAUGAAAUCCGGCGACUCAGUUGAAAUGAACCGAAUGUUCCGAGCCCGUAUCUACGCACAAGCCUUCACACUAGUCGCCCUAGUCGCUGGCGGAAUGUACUUCAAGACGGAGCGACAGCAGCGCCGGGAAUUCGAGCAGGCCGUGGAACUUCGGAAGAAGCAAGAAAAGCGUGACGCGUGGUUGCGCGAGCUGGAGGUUCGUGAUAAGGAGGAUCGCGAGUGGAGGGAACGUCACGCUGCCAUUGAGGCUGCGGCUAAGGAGGUCGGAAAUAAACCAGCGCCCCGCAAGGAGUCUGAAGCGGCUCGGUCGUCUAUUGAGCCCGCUGAUGAGAAGUCUAUUGGAAUCAUGGAUGCUGUGAGGGCUCUUAUGUCACGGGAUUGA
Molecule: messenger RNA, 537 nt
Organism: Penicillium vulpinum
Lineage: Eukaryota; Fungi; Ascomycota; Eurotiomycetes; Eurotiales; Aspergillaceae
Gene: rcf1
Product: respiratory supercomplex assembly factor RCF1
Exons: 3
Coding region: 1-537 (178 amino acids)
Biological process (GO): mitochondrial respirasome assembly
Cellular component (GO): mitochondrion
Source: RefSeq, a predicted model, not a curated record